GUUAUCAAAGAUUCAUGGCAAUAUCUAGAACGUGAUAAAGAGGGCGAGUUGCUCCGUAAAGCAGCUAGUAAGGGUAUUGUCCAUGUAGCUCGGUAUUAUCACGAGACCGUCCGGGUACGGAAUAUAGAGGACGAUGUCUGUAACAAUGUCCGUAAAGGGCCGGACAUUACAAAGGCCAUAGAUUUCUGGCAGAGUCGAUCGCUGGUCUCUCUGAGCACGACGAUAACGCUACUUAGCGCGCUUGCUGACUGCAUUUCGGGACAUGAGUCGUUACGGCAGAGAGCGGGUCUCCUUCACCGGGAUAUCUCCAUUGGUAAUCUUUUGAUAGGCGAGGAUAACCGCGGGUUUUUGAUCGACUUGGAUCUCGCCGUGAAGGAGCAACGCCUUGGCGCCUCCGGAUCCAAGGGGAAGACCGGCACGAGGGCCUUCAUGGCCGUUGGAGCUCUUCUAUGCGAGCGGCACUCGUUCACGCACGACCUCGAGUCCUUCUUCUGGGUGUUGUUCUGGAUAUGCAUCCACUGCGACGGUCCCGGCAGGGGCAGGGUCGUAGACCGACUUGACAGGUGGAAUUAUGCCGACAUAGAGGAGCUGGCAAAGUUGAAGCUGGGCACGGUGUCUGACGAGGAUAUCUUUCGUAUAACCAUGGAGGAAAGCUGCUACAGCUCGGUGGCUACAGUCAGUAUAGCUCUAGAAGGCUGUAAACAGGUACGACACCACAGCGGUAUUCGCGCCGUAGGCGGCACUCCUAGACCAACUAUUACAAUCUAUAGAAGUAGGUAA
This is a messenger RNA of Thermothelomyces thermophilus ATCC 42464, 780 nucleotides long. RefSeq lists its product as uncharacterized. Lineage: Eukaryota; Fungi; Ascomycota; Sordariomycetes; Sordariales; Chaetomiaceae. Gene Ontology annotation, biological process: protein phosphorylation. Gene Ontology annotation, molecular function: ATP binding; protein kinase activity. The annotation marks the transcript as partial. The transcript is spliced from 2 exons. The record is from RefSeq and is a predicted model, not a curated record.